Molecule: messenger RNA, 360 nt
Organism: Morus notabilis
Lineage: Eukaryota; Viridiplantae; Streptophyta; Magnoliopsida; Rosales; Moraceae
Product: non-specific lipid-transfer protein 1-like
Exons: 2
Coding region: 1-360 (119 amino acids)
Biological process (GO): lipid transport
Cellular component (GO): membrane
Molecular function (GO): lipid binding
Source: RefSeq, a predicted model, not a curated record
AUGAAGAAGGCCUCAGCUGUUGCAGUCAUGUUGGUUGUCGUAGUCAUGACAAUGGUGUUCAUGGCAGAGCCAGGGCAGGCCAUAACUUGCGCGCAAGUGGACAUUGCCCUGCGGCCCUGCCUUGACUAUUUGAAGGGCACCACCGGGCAACCCCCGGUGGAGUGUUGCAAUGGUGUCGCGAGCAUCAAGCAAAACACUCCUACCAAGGCUGACCGACAGGCGGCCUGCCAAUGUGUCAAGAGAGCCGCUGAGUCAUUAGCCGGAUUGAGUGAUGAUGCAGCCAAGAACCUUCCCGUUAGAUGUAAUGUGCAAAUUAGCGUUCCUAUCUCUAGGAAUGUCAACUGCAACAAUGUUGACUGA